AUGACCUUUCUUUGUCUUCACAAAUGUCGGGAAAUUUCUUUUUGGUUGUUUUCACGAAUUGCUUUGACGUCGCAACAAGUGAUUCAACUCGGGUUUAUAAUGCUCGAGGUGGGUUCCGUGUCCAUCAAGAACACCAGGAACAUACUCAUCAAGAACAUCGGCGACGCCUGCAUCGGUGCUUUCUGCUGGUGGCUAGUGGGCCACGGGAUAGCCUUCGGAGAGGACUGGGGACGCUUCAUCGGCACCGAGACUUACUUCGCCCUUAAGGGCUCCGCCUUCGAAGUCGUCGAUGCCGACGGCAACGCCACCCUCACCAACGGCUACGAGUACGCAAUAUGGGUGUUCCAGUGGACCUUCGCGGCCACAACGUCCACCAUGGUCUCCGGGGCCGUGGCCGAGCGCAUCGACUUUAACGCCUACAUCGUUUACUCCAUCGCGCCACCUCUUUCAUCUACCCGGUCGUCGUGCACUGGGCCUGGGCCGGCGGCUGGGCCUCCGCAUUCGUCGGGGAAGACGAUCUGCUCUUCGGCUGCGGCUUGCUCGACUUCGCUGGGUCGGGCGUGGUUCACGGCCUGGGGGGUCUCGCGGCCCUCUGCGCGUGCAUUGUGGUGGGCCCCCGCGCCGGCCGCUUCAAUUCCGACGGGACGGCCAACUCGUUGCCCCAGCAAUCCGCCCUGCUUCAGGUGUGGUCGGCGGAGUGCUUGCGAUCAGUGUUCGUUUUUGGGACAGACGCUUGGCAUCCUUAUCCUUUGGUGGGGAUGGUACGGCUUCAACGGCGUCAGUACCCUUACCCUUUCCGGCGGAGGCGCUACUAUCGCCGCCAAGGUCAUGGUGAUCACCACCAUCUCCGCCGCGUUCGGCGCCAUCACCAACUCCGUCAUCGGCAAGGUCAGGCUCGGGUACUGGGACAGUGGGGCCGCCAACAACGGCCUCCUCGCCGGUCUCGUGGGAAUCACCGCGGGCUGCUCCACCUGCGAGCCCGAGGCCGCGAUGGUGAUCGGCAUCGUAGCCGCCUUCGUGUACACGUACUCCUCCAAGCUGAUGUUGAAGCUCCAGAUCGACGACGUCGUAGACGCCGUCCCUAUCCACUUCUUCUGCGGCGUCUGGGGCGUCAUCGCUGUUUCCCUCUUCGCGACCAAGGACAACUACGCCAACGUCUAUUCCGCCGAGCGUGCGGAUAAGUGCGCCGGUGCCUUCUACGGCGGUGAUGGCAGCACCCUCGCGGUGGGUUUGGUGUUUUUGCUUGCCCUCAUUGCGUGGACCGUGGUCACCUGCAUGGCACUGUUCUUGGGCAUCAAGUACACCAUCGGCAUCCGCGUUUCACAGGAGGUGGAGCAAAUUGGUAUGGACGAUUCCAAGCACGGUGGCCAGACCUACCCGGAGAUGGUCAGGAAGACCCUGGCCUAA
This is a messenger RNA of Ectocarpus siliculosus, 1407 nucleotides long. Lineage: Eukaryota; Phaeophyceae; Ectocarpales; Ectocarpaceae. The record is from the annotation of a GenBank genome assembly.